Messenger RNA from Corylus avellana, 1227 nucleotides. NCBI's taxonomy places the organism in Eukaryota, Viridiplantae, Streptophyta, Magnoliopsida, Fagales, Betulaceae. The record is from RefSeq and is a predicted model, not a curated record.
AUGCAAUCUCCAAAGAAUGUGAAGCAGGUUCAACAGUUGACAGGGAGAAUCGUAGCUUUGAACAGGUUCAUCUCUUGGUCUACAGAUAAGUGCCUUCCGUUUUUUAUGAUUUUACGCAAGGCUUUCGAAUGGUCUGAGGAAUGCGAACAGGCAUUCGAGCAACUUAAGAGGUAUCUGGUUAGUCCACCUCUUCUCAGCCCAGCUGUUCCUGGCGAAAUAUUGUACUUAUACUUGGCAGUAUCACCAACUGCUGUCAGUGCGGCUUUGAUUCGUGAGGAAGAGGAAGUUCAGAAGCCAGUUUACUUCAUCAGCCGAGCGUUGCAUGGUGCCGAGGAGAGAUACGUACAAAUGGAGAAACUCGCUUUUGCCUUAGUAAUUGCUUCCAGGAAGCUCCGACCAUACUUUCAAGCUCACACAAUCAAUGUCUUGACCGAGUAUCCAUUGAAGAAGGUACUCCGAAAAUUAGACUUGUCUGGUCGGUUGGUUAACUGGGCGAUCGAGAUUAGUGAAUUCGACAUUCAUUUCGUCUCACGAAAAGAAUGUCCGAAAGAGAGGACAUGGGUAACUGCGGUUAAAGAGAGGACAUGGUUAACUACGGUUAAAGGUCAGGUUUUGGCAGAUUUUAUGGUGGAAUUCGCUAAUGUUCAGGACCAGAAGGAAUGGCCGAAAGAGAGGACAUGGGUAAUUUAUGUAGAUGGUUCAUCUACCAAGAGGAAUGGCGGAGCUGGGGUCGUGAUUAUCACACCAGACGGAAGAGAAUUGAAGAGUUCAUUGAGAUUGGAGUUUAAAACCACUAACAAUGAAGCUGAGUAUGAAGCAGUAAUAGCUGGUCUCGGUUUAGCCCUAGAGCUAGAGGCAGAAUUUGUGGAAGUGCGGAGUGAUUCUCAGGUUAUUGUCGGCCAUAUUCGCGGUGAAUUUGAGGCUAAGGGCAGCAAGAUGAAACUCUACUUGUCCAAAAUUCAAAGUAUGCAAAAGUCUUUCGAAAAAUUUUGCACUGUUAAAAUCCCGAGAGAAGAGAAUGAGAAGGCAGACCAUCUGGCCCGUUUAGGCUCUUCAACCGAGUGUGAAGUGGGAGAAUCCGACCAGACAAUACAAAUUUUUCAACAACCUUCCAUCGUUGAGAAGGUUUUUAUUUUAACUAUUGAAGUCAUGCCUGCCUGGGCUGGAGAGAUAGUUAGUUACCUUGAAAAGGGAACUCUGCCAGGAGAUAAGAGAAAGGCGGUGUAG